AUGGGGAGUGUGAGCAGCCUCAUUUCAGGCCAGAAUCUCCAAGGGAAACAGUGCAAAGCCUUGGAGUAUGGGAACAUCAAGGCUACCCACCUCCACAAGCUCCUCAGGCAACAAGAUGGCCUGCUGAGGUUUGACACCAGCCACCAAGCAACCAACAAAGGCUCCAAAGUAAACUCUGAGUGUGAGAAAACGGAGGACUUCUUCUACAUCAGUGUCAGCAAAACCAAUGGGCUGACCAACACAGGCAAGCUGAAGAAGUGCACUGUCCAAGUCAAGCCUCAGAAAGGUGGACUGGUCAGCAUGGAUGGACAAGAACCACCACCCACACUGGUACCAUUCUCUGGCCAUAUUGACAAGAGUACAGGAAAGAACAUUGUCAGGCCAACAGUGCUAAAGGUGAUGGCACCUAGGAAUGGCAACGCCAAUGUGAACUGUAUCUCAGGAAAGCUGGCAAAUCAAAAGGGAGAAUUUCAGGGCAAUCUAUCGAAGGUAACGAAGCAUUCAGUGAUGCAUGACGCUCAUGAGCAGAAACACACAACAAACCAUUCUGGUACCCUGUCAGACUCGGGUCGAAAUUCCAUGUCUAGCCUGCCCACUCCAAGCACAGAGCCAGUUAGUGCAGCAAACCUUCUCAGCAGGUUUGGAGACAUCAGUCAGGGAGCAGGCUCUCUGGACAGCAUCUUGAACACUGGAAGCUGCAGCACAUCUACCCCUGAGAGCAGGGAAUGGCGGGCCAGCCACUGCACAAUCUUUCCCCAACCCCAGAAAGAAGCUGGAUGGGAGGGACUCUGGCCAGCUCAGGAUGUGAAGACAACAGCUGUCCUCAGACUGGACCAGGACAAACAGGAGAUAACCAGCCUUAUGCAGUCUGGCGACACCAAAACAAAGGCACCAAGGAACCAACACCAACUGGUCCUGCUCCAACUCAGCCAACUCCAGCAAGAUAAGGCCAAACUUCAGGAAGACUUCACACAACUCCUGCAGCAGCAUGACAGCCUCAACGCCAAAUGCAAAGCCUACCAAAGGGAACAAACUGAACUUGCUCCAAAACUGGAAGAAACAAAAUGGGAGGUUUGCCAGAAGUCAGGGGAGAUCUCACUGCUGAAACAGCAGCUGAAAGACUCACAGGCUGAGUUGAUGCAGAAGAGCAGUGAGCUCUUGUCAUUGAAGAGCCAGCUGAGAGAAGCUAAAGGAAAGCUAUCUGCCCGAGAGCAGGCAGUGGAGGAGCUGCAGAACCGCCUACAAGCCAGGGACAGAGAGCUCGAGGUGUGUGAAAACGAGAGGCAGCGUAUGAAGAACGCAGCUGACCUGCUGCGGGAAAAGGUGGGCCUGCAGGACGGCCAGAUCCUGCAGCUGAAGCACAAGCUGGCCGGCUGCAAAGAGCUGGACAUCCACCCUGCACAGGGUGAUCCCACAGCCUGCCACAGCGAGCCGGCCCUACCCAAGCCUGAGCAAGACUCUGUGGCUCUGCAAGGGGAGCUGGCAAGCUUACAGGCCCAGCUGGAGCAGGAGAAGAAAUCCAACCAGGAGCUCUCCUGCAACUUUCGCCAGGAGCGCCUCGUGUGGCAACUGGAGAAGCAACAAGUGAUUGAGUAUCAGAAACAGCUCCAGCAGAGUUACACUGAGGUGCUGCAUCAGAACCAGAGCCUGCAGACAGUCAUCCAACAACUUUCCACUCAGCUGAAGGUGAGAAAUCUGAGGGGCAGUGAAAAGCAGAGCACUGACAUUCACUACCAGGAGAUUGUCGCCACUGCCCUGUAACAAGUGUAAGAAAACUUGCUGCUUAGCUCAGGUUUGACCACUGUCUGAGUGGAUCGGAGGAUUCAUCCAGCUCACGGUCAGAAAUUUCCACACUGUGAAGCCAUACGACUUUGACUUCAGAAUGACUGCCUCACAAUGCACUCUCUCAAUG
Messenger RNA from Hemiscyllium ocellatum (epaulette shark), 1912 nucleotides. RefSeq names its product leucine zipper putative tumor suppressor 1-like. The record is from RefSeq and is a predicted model, not a curated record. Gene Ontology annotation, biological process: regulation of synaptic plasticity; regulation of dendrite morphogenesis. The coding region runs from base 1 to 1761 and encodes 586 amino acids. Gene Ontology annotation, cellular component: dendritic spine. Lineage: Eukaryota; Metazoa; Chordata; Chondrichthyes; Orectolobiformes; Hemiscylliidae. The transcript is spliced from 3 exons.